UGGGAAGGAAAAAUGGGAGAAAAAGGGGAAGAUCCCAGGGGAGAGGGGAAAUCAACGGGGAGAAGGAAGAGCCAGUGGGAGGCAGGGGCACCAGGCGGGGACAGAGGGAAACCUUGGAAAAGGGGAGGCGUGGGGCAUAGGGAGAGAAAGGGAAACCAGGGAAGGAACUGGGCAUCUGGAAGACAAAGGAGCCCUGAGUGGAGGAAGCGCACCCCCAGGGAAGAGAAGGAGGGGCUUCUAGGAGGAAGGAGAGGAGCAGGGGUAGGAGGGUUCCCACUUGGGAAGGUGGUGAAAGAGGAAAGAGGGCAAGAGGGUUUGGGAGGUUGGAGGGGGCACUGUGAGGAGUUCCCCAGAGGAAAGAGGGCAGGAGGGCUUAGAAGGUUGGAGGCGGCACUGUGGAGAGGUAGGAGGCCCCCGAUCUUUGAGCACCCAUUCCCCCCUGAAGCCCAGGUGGAAGAGAGUGAACACAGAUGCCAUGGGAGUGGGACCUCAGCCCUUGGUGGCUGAGGGUUUGGCUCCACAGGCUGGGGCUGGAUAUCAGACAGGCUCCCGGCCCCCUGGGGGCUAUGCUGCCCCUCCCAGUGACACCAGCUGAGUCCCAACUUUCUGGCUGCCAGUUUGACUUUCCUGUCCCCCAUGGGCCCUGGUUGCCACUGUUCUGAGGCCAUCCAGUAGUCUUUCUGAUACUCUGUCACCGAGUUGCACUCUUCCAUGAGCUACAUACAGCUCACAGUUUCUGUCUGCACCUCUGGUCACUGCCUGCCUGGGCCUCUGGUAAUUGUCGCUGGUCACUAUUUCUGCCUGUUACUCAGUGUCCUACAGGGCCACCAUUGCAUGCCAACCUGCUUGCCACCCAACGUCCUCACGUUUUCUGUUGCUUGAGAUCACCUUUUCAUGGCCACUAUGUCUGCCUAUCACUCAUGUCAUUGUCACACCAAUAGGCCAUCAACUGUGGCAACAGAUCCUGGGGCAGUUAGGGUGCAGGACGGCUCCCUUCUCCAUUCACUUUCACUCAGUCCCGUCACAGGGCAGCACGCUUCACUCAUUCAACAACUACUUACCGAGUACCCGCUGGGGGCCAGGCAGCUGGGAUCCCACAGUAAACAAGAGGACAAACCCCUGCCUUCAGGAAUCUGAUGUUCUGGUUUCUGAAAGAGUGGUGCAGAGAAGCCUCAGGUAAUUGAGUAUGAAGUGCCAAGACAUAACAAAAUCGACAGAAAUGAGGGUCCCUUCCUUCGCCCAGUUGUACAGGUAGCCAGGCGUUUGUCUCCAGCCUGAGAACUCUGGCUCUUGUUCCUUGUGUCAUCCCAUAUUCCUGCCUGGCCUAGGAUGGACAUCAGCAAGGGCCUCCCAGCCAUCCAGGGAGGCCUCCACAUAUGGAUCACUGAGAACCAGAAGAUGGUGCCGGUACCCGAGGGGGCUUACGGGAACUUUUUUGAGGAACACUGCUAUGUCAUCCUCCACGUUCCCCAGAGCCCGAAGGCCACGCAGGGGGCGUCCAGCGACCUGCACUACUGGGUCGGGAAGCAGGCGGGUGCGGAGGCGCAGGGCACUGCGGCAGCCUUCCAGCAGCACCUACAGGAGGAGCUGGGGGGCCAGACCGUGCUGCACCGCGAGGCGCAGGCCCACGAGUCCGACUGCUUCUGCAGCUACUUCCGCCCGGGAAUCAUCUACAGGAAGGGAGGCCUAGCGUCUGACCUCAAGCAUGUGGAGACCAACUUUUUCAACAUCCAGCGACUGCUGCACAUCAAAGGGAGGAAGCACGUGUCUGCCACUGAGGUGGAGCUCUCCUGGAACAGCUUUAAUAAGGGUGACAUCUUCCUGCUGGACCUAGGCAAGAUGAUGAUCCAGUGGAAUGGGCCCAAGACCAGCAUUUCUGAGAAGGCUCGGGGGCUGGCCUUGACCUACAGCCUCCGGGACAGGGAACGUGGUGGUCGUGCACAGAUUGGUGUAGUGGAUGAUGAGGCCAAAGCCCCGGACCUCAUGCAGAUCAUGGAAGCUGUGCUGGGCCGCAGGGUGGGCAGCCUGCGUGCCGCCACGCCCAGCAAGGAUAUCAACCAGCUGCAGAAGGCCAGUGUUCGCCUGUACCAUGUCUAUGAGAAGGGCAAAGACUUGGUGGUCGUGGAGUUGGCGACCCCCCCACUGACCCAGGACCUGCUGCAGGAGGAGGACAUCUACAUCCUGGACCAGGGUGGCUUCAAGAUCUAUGUGUGGCAGGGACGCAUGUCUAGCGUCCAGGAGAGACAGGCUGCCUUCAGCCGGGCUGUGGGUUUCAUCCAGGCCAAGGGCUACCCGACCUACACCAACGUGGAGGUGGUGAACGACGGCGCCGAGUCGGCCGCGUUCAAGCAGCUCUUCCGGACUUGGUCUGAGAAGCGGAGCAGGAACCAGAAGCUCGGCGGCAGGGAUAAAUUGAUUCAUGUAAAGCUGGACGUGGGCAAGCUGCACACCCAGCCUGAGUUAGCGGCCCAGCUCAGGAUGGUGGACGACGGCUCUGGAAAGGUGGAGGUGUGGUGCAUGGAGGACUUACACAGGCAGCCCGUGGACCCCAAGCGUCAUGGACAGUUGUAUGCAGGCAACUGCUACCUUGUGCUCUACACGUACCAGAGGCUGGGCCGUGUCCAGUACAUCCUGUACCUAUGGCAGGGCCGCCAGGCCACUGCAGAUGAGAUCAAGGCCCUGAACAGCAAUGCUGAGGAGCUGGACGUCAUGUAUGGUGGCGCCCUAGUGCAGGAGCAUGUGACCAUGGGCAGCGAGCCCCCCCACUUCCUCGCCAUCUUCCAGGGCCAGUUGGUGAUCUUCCAGGAGAGAGCUGGGCACCAUGGAAAGGGGCAGUCAGCGUCCACCACGAGGCUUUUCCAUGUGCAAGGCACUGACAGCCAAAACACCAAGACCAUGGAGGUGCCAGCCCGUGCCUCGUCCCUCAACUCCAAUGACAUCUUCUUGCUGGUCACAGCCGGUGUCUGCUACCUCUGGUUUGGGAAGGGGUGUAAUGGUGAUCAACGUGAGAUGGCACGGGUGGUGGUCACUGUCAUUUCCAAGAAGAGCGAGGAAACGGUGCUGGAGGGUCAGGAGCCUCCCCACUUCUGGGAGGCCCUGGGAGGCCGGGCCCCCUACCCCAGCAAGAAAAGGCUCCCUGAGGAGGUCCCCAGAUUCCAGCCACGACUGUUUGAGUGCUCCAGCCAGAUGGGCUGCCUGGUCCUGGCAGAAGUGGUGUUCUUCAGCCAGGAGGACCUGGACAAGUAUGACAUCAUGUUACUGGACACCUGGCAGGAGAUCUUCCUGUGGCUUGGGGAAGCUGCAAGUGAGUGGAAGGAGGCAGUGGCCUGGGGCCAGGAGUACCUGAAGACCCACCCAGCAGGGAGGAGCCUGGCCACACCCAUCGUGCUGGUCAAGCAGGGCCAUGAGCCUCCCACCUUCACUGGAUGGUUCUUCACUUGGGACCCCUACAAGUGGACCAGCCACCUGUCUGACACGGAAGUGGUGGAGGGCAGCCCGGCAGCAGCAUCAACCAUCUCUGAGAUAACAGCAGAAGUCAACAACUUCCGGCUAUCCAGAUGGCCAGGCAAUGGCAGGGCAGGUGCCAUGGCCCUGCAGGCCCUCAAGGGCUCCCAGGACAGCUCAGAGAAUGAGCUGAUGCGGGGCCCCAAAUCGGGUGGCACCAGAACCAGCAGCUCUGUCAGCAGCACCAGCGCCACAAUCAACGGGGGCCUGCGCCGGGAACAACUGAUGCACCAGGCCGCUGAGGACCUGCCAGAGGGCGUGGACCCUGCCCGCAGGGAGUUCUAUCUCUCAGACUCUGACUUCCAAGAUAUCUUUGGGAAAUCCAAGGAGGAAUUCUACAGCAUGGCCACGUGGAGGCAGCAGCAGGAGAAAAAGCAGCUGGGCUUCUUCUGACCCCAAGCCCUCUCGACUGCCCCUACCCCCUCCAACCCCAACAUACCUACAAUGCUGGGGAGGCCCUGCUUCCACUCCCCUCAGAGGCUUCUGGUCAUCCUCUGCUUGUCAGUAAAAGCAGGCAGUCCAUA
Molecule: messenger RNA, 4028 nt
Organism: Cercocebus atys (sooty mangabey)
Lineage: Eukaryota; Metazoa; Chordata; Mammalia; Primates; Cercopithecidae
Gene: VILL
Product: villin-like
Exons: 21
Coding region: 1330-3897 (855 amino acids)
Biological process (GO): cytoskeleton organization; actin polymerization or depolymerization; actin filament severing
Cellular component (GO): cytoplasm; actin cytoskeleton
Molecular function (GO): actin filament binding; phosphatidylinositol-4,5-bisphosphate binding
Source: RefSeq, a predicted model, not a curated record